GUUGGAGCAGCUGACCGGAGGCCCCGCCCCCCGCCUCGCGGUGCUGUCAUGGCGGAUCCCGCGCAGUGUCCGGUCACGCCGAGCCGCCAUGAGAAGAGUCUGGGGCUCCUCACCAGCAAGUUCGUGUCCCUGCUACAGGAGGCCGAGGACGGCGUGCUGGACCUCAAGGCGGCCGCCGACACUCUCGCUGUCAGACAGAAGCGUCGAAUUUAUGACAUCACCAAUGUGCUAGAAGGCAUCGGGCUGAUAGAGAAGAAAUCAAAGAACAGUAUUCAGUGGAAGGGAGUUGGUCCCGGUUGUAACACGCGGGAGAUUGCCGACAAACUCAUUGACCUUAAGGCUGAACUAGCAGAUCUGGAGAAACGAGAGCAGGAACUCAACCAGCAACGUAUCUGGGUGCAACAAAGCAUCAAGAAUGUGACAGAUGAUGUGCAAAACACGGGAUUAGCAUACCUGACGCAUGAAGAUAUCUGUCGCUGUUUUCCAGGUGAUACAUUGCUUGCCAUUCGAGCUCCAUCAGGCACAUGUUUAGAGGUUCCAGUGCCAGAGGCAAUCAAUGGGCAGAAGAAGUUUCAGAUUCACCUGAAAAGUUCCACGGGGCCCAUAGAGGUUCUUUUGGUCAAUAAAGACACUUCAAACUCUCCUCCAGUUGUUGUGCCUGUCCCACCACCCGAAGAUCUUGUCCAAUCAAAUCCUGCAAUCGCAAGCAAUCCCCAUCAAGCUGCCCUCACCCAUGAGACAGAACCUAAGCCCCACCCACCGGCUACGCCUCAGAGCACCGUUUCUGAAACACAGGAAUGCCCUCCAUCCAGCGAAGUAGUGGAAGAUUCUGGAUCCACCCUUCUACCCACUGUAGAUACCAGCUGCCCCCUCCAGUCUUCAGCCUCAUUAGACAGCAGUGCUGAUUUGCUAAAUCCAUCUACCUCAUUCCAGCCAAUCAAGUCUGAGCCAUCAGAUGUAUUGGAGUUACCCACCGAUCUCUCCGAAUUAUUCGACCCAACAAGAGAAUGCACAGCUUCUGACCUGCUGGAAGAGCUGAUGUCAUCUGAAGUGUUCGCUCCUCUGCUCAGACUCUCCCCACCCCCCGGAGACCACGACUAUGUCUACAACUUGGAUGAAAGUGAAGGAGUCUGCGACUUGUUUGAUGUUCCCAUCCAUCUUUGACGUCUGAACUUGGCCUUGUGCCAUAUUGUGAAUAGAGACACUAUUUGGUUCCAUAAUGAAGAGUUGUCUAUUUUUGGAUUUCAUAGUUAUUUGUGCAAUGCAGAAUGGUGUAGAGACUUUGCAUUACGGCGAUCCCGGAUGACGAACCUCCACGUUGCCCUAUGUGCCAGGAGAAUGGCCAUUCUUGCAGGAAUAUGUGCAUAUAAAGAUAUUUUUCUACCAAACUGUCCUUUCUGUGCUUCAUAUUCUAUUAUUUUUUAAGUUUUUUUUUUUUUCGUUUUUUACAAAAUAAAUCCAUUUUGGCCAGUA
Molecule: messenger RNA, 1473 nt
Organism: Rana temporaria (common frog)
Lineage: Eukaryota; Metazoa; Chordata; Amphibia; Anura; Ranidae
Gene: E2F4
Product: E2F transcription factor 4
Exons: 10
Coding region: 49-1164 (371 amino acids)
Biological process (GO): regulation of transcription by RNA polymerase II
Cellular component (GO): RNA polymerase II transcription regulator complex
Molecular function (GO): DNA-binding transcription factor activity, RNA polymerase II-specific; RNA polymerase II cis-regulatory region sequence-specific DNA binding; protein dimerization activity
Source: RefSeq, a predicted model, not a curated record